Molecule: messenger RNA, 974 nt
Organism: Asparagus officinalis (garden asparagus)
Lineage: Eukaryota; Viridiplantae; Streptophyta; Magnoliopsida; Asparagales; Asparagaceae
Exons: 3
Coding region: 50-610 (186 amino acids)
Source: RefSeq, a predicted model, not a curated record
CGAAGUUGAUUUACAAUCAUCAGUUCUUGAACCUCAACCUUCUACUCCUAUGGACCCCAUGAUGAUAGAAGUCACUGUCACUCCCCAGAUUAGUCCAGUUGCAACAAAAGCGAGACCAACUGAAGAAGUUGGUACAUCGGCCGAUGUUGUGACUAGAAUUGAAUCUCCUCUUAAAGAGUCUCUUAGUUUGGACCCGCCGUCCUCUGAGACUUUAGUUGAAAAAGUCCCUGAUGUAGCGGGUGCAUCAACAGCUACCAUUCCUGAACCAAUCUUGACUGUUCAGGAAUCCAGAUUACCAUCCUUGAGCGAACCAAGUCAUGCUGAAGGUUCUUCCGUCGAAUUUGUUCCUUCAUCAUUAUCAACUCAAAUCCAAGCGUUAUUGGUUGAUGACGAUCCGGACAAGUCUGUUAUCUGCUCUAAUCUCCAAGGCUUCAUCUCUUUUUUGAACUCUAUGGUCGAUCGCAUUCUCUUCAAAAGAUCGUAUUUUGAGAAUUAUAAAAAAUCUUUUGAGCGUUUUAUAUCAGGGUUCAGAGAGGAAGGGUAUAACGACUUAGCUGAUUCAGUCACCGCUUAUUUGAUUGAGUUGAGACAAUAUAUUGAACUUCUGUAAACUCUUCGCACCAAAGGCAUACCCUUUUACAUCGCUUCUCAUAUGGAAUCUAGGCUGCAAGCGUGGCGUGAUUCUCAAGAAUCUGCCAACUCUGAACUCCAACAAUUAAGAGCCCACAGUCAUCAGCUUAGGGUGAAUAUUGGCAAAAGAACACAAGCCAAGGUCAACCUACGCCGAGAUAUAAAAUCGAGUCGAGCGGAAAUAGCUCGCUUAGAGGAGGAACUUGCAAUGGCCAAGGAUGCUCUUGAUGUCUUGGAGUCUGAGUUGACGCAGGAAAUUCAUAUUGAGGAAGACCUGUUACAGCAACUGAACCUUCAAGAUAAAAUAAUUGCUGAAAAGGAACAAGAGGUCGCCGCGCUUCAAA